GAGGGAGCGGGAGAUUGACGGAUCUCUGCCGGCCUGCAGACGCUCCUCCCCGGCUCUGACUGACACACACACACCGCCUCCUGCAGCCGGGCCACCAUGCGGGACCCGCGGAACUGGACCCCUGGGUUCGGCCCGGCGGAGCGGGGAAAACCGGCCACUUACACCGGGGAGAAGAAGGCGAAAUGGGUGGCCAAGUCCAAUAAGAAGUGGGUGAGACUGGCCACCGUGGUGGCGUACGUCCUGUCCGUGUCCCUGGCGGCCGUCAUCCUGGCUGUUUACUACAGCCUCAUCUGGAGACCCACUACCGGGACCGGGACCACCGGGGACCCUUAUGUCACAGCUCGUCACAGAAAUAAUCAAAAUACGUGUAAAUGUGAUUCUUGUAGUAAUAAAACUGUAAAUAUGCAAAACAAAGUCAGCAAUAAUGAUUCUAUUAAUAUUAAAAUCUAUGAAGACACAAUUAAUCCGGAAAAUUUCAGUAAUACUUUCAUAAAUACCGGUAAAGUUGUUGACAGUACCGGGUCUCUGGAGGUCCCUUCUACCGGGCCUGCGGACCCGCCUCAGGCCGGGAAGGGCUUCCCCUCCUCGGCUCUGACCACCGCCAAACCGCCCGCUGUGACCGCGGAGGAUCCGUCCAACCUGCCGACCCACCGGGCCGCGGCGGACCGGGACCCGGAGGCUGAUGUCGGGUGGAAGGAGGCGGACUCCUCCGGGUCCGGGACGGAGGAGCUCAGUGACGGUGUGGACGGUGUCGUUACUCAGGAAAAGUAACGGAUUAUUACCGGGACACUAGUGACUCUUUUCUUAAUAUAUCUUUGUUGUUCUGGAUGUUUGUUAUUCUGAUGAAACUUAAGAUUUAUUUAUUGUACUUGACUCACUGAAUGUCAUAAUUAUUACUUCUCACUGUAGAUCAAUACUGAACUCUUCUGUCUUUAUUUAGUCCAUGUGAGCAGUAUUUGUGUUCAUUUAAGUAUUCUUAGUGUUUCUCAUUACGAAGUUCAUAAGAUUUCAGAAAUACUGAAGUCUCAAGUCCUCAAACCCCCAAAACAGACACAAAAAUAAAACAUGUAUUUCUUUA
Molecule: messenger RNA, 1078 nt
Organism: Thunnus maccoyii (southern bluefin tuna)
Lineage: Eukaryota; Metazoa; Chordata; Actinopteri; Scombriformes; Scombridae
Exons: 1
Coding region: 97-771 (224 amino acids)
Source: RefSeq, a predicted model, not a curated record